This is a messenger RNA of Saprolegnia diclina VS20, 553 nucleotides long. RefSeq lists its product as hypothetical. Gene Ontology annotation, biological process: protein dephosphorylation. NCBI's taxonomy places the organism in Eukaryota, Oomycota, Saprolegniomycetes, Saprolegniales, Saprolegniaceae. Gene Ontology annotation, cellular component: cytoplasm; protein phosphatase 4 complex; nucleus. The record is from RefSeq and is a predicted model, not a curated record. The transcript is spliced from 4 exons. Gene Ontology annotation, molecular function: protein phosphatase regulator activity. The coding region runs from base 24 to 449 and encodes 141 amino acids.
AGGCUCGAAACCGCAAUUCAAGAAUGGACCCGAUGACGACAAAUGGCGCCCUCGACGCAUUCGCAACCGGUCCACAGACCCAAGCCGCCUUUGACGCGAGCCCGCAGCUUGGCGCUGUUGUCGACCAAAUGCGGUCGACGGGUCAACUGCGUCACGACUGGGCGCUCGUGCGCACGCUGCUUGUCUACAAGCUGCGAUCGGCGCUCGCGCAGUACAGUACAUUUUCGAUUCCAAAGGAGGUCGAGGAUCAGAAAGCCCUUGUCUUGACCAAGAUGGAGACCCAAGAGCGGGCGCCCUUCACGCUGCAGCGGCUCACGGAAGUGCUCCUAGCACCUCUGACGUACUAUAAACAACUCCACAAGUUCCUCAACGCUGUCGAAAAGCUCCUCUUUGUGAGCUCGACCGUCGAUCAGCUCACAGCAGACCCGCCGUCCGACUUCAAGGCCUGAGACGCAUUCGUCACGCUUGAAGAAGUAGACACAGUAGAUACCUACCCCCAAUGAACCGCUACAUGAGAGGUCGUCGGUUGCAUGAGUUUGUCGUGCAAUUUUAC